This is a messenger RNA of Paramuricea clavata, 1762 nucleotides long. NCBI's taxonomy places the organism in Eukaryota, Metazoa, Cnidaria, Anthozoa, Malacalcyonacea, Plexauridae. The record is from the annotation of a GenBank genome assembly.
GGCAAAAAAGAUGAACAGCAGUGGUUGGAUGACGAUGAUAAAAGUGAUGUAUGUUCUUAAAAAUGCUUUUGAAAUUUGGGCCCAAAAACCCGCAAUAUUAUAUAAAAACAGUAUUAUAUAAAAACAAUAUUAUAUAAAAACAAAGGGCCAAUGUAACGUGCUGGACUUUGGACCAGUGAACCUGUUGCAUGAUUAGGAUGGUGGGGUGGGGAGGGGAGAUGCAAGUGGUCCACAACCACCAAACAAACUGAAAAAUUUUUCUCUUCAAAAUUUUGACUGAUCUGGUUGACAAACGUGGUGUAGGAGAUCACAGAACAAGGUGAAAAUGCAGGAUAAAAUCUAUUUUUCUAUGGCUAUUAACAUAUAUUUUUUGUUGUUCAGAGUGGAAGUGAGGAAGAAGUUGAUCAUGAAGAUUUGUUGAAGAAAAUCAAAUCUCUUGACAAGAAAGAAAUUUCUAAGAGGUUUGUUGGUGAAUUAAGUAAAUUUGUUGUCGAAAGCAAACCGACGAUUUAUGAACCGGAUCUCAUAUAUUUUAGGCGUAAAGGACCGCUGCGAUCUGAAUUAAACCAAAAUGUUUCCGAGUUUCAUUUGAAGUCAGAAGGUUUGUUCAACAUGCUGCUUUACUUCCAGUAUAUUAUGCCACAAUUACUUCACUUCCUGCCGCUAGAAAGAAUUGUUUGUAAAUAAUUUUAUUUUGUUACAGGUGAUGAUGGUCGUGUCAACCUUGGUGAUCUUGUUGGCUCACUACAAACAUCAAGUUACCACAGUAAACUCAAGAAAUCACUGGUACUCCAUGACUUCACAAAAGAUGCUUAGUUUUAUUCAGUCAAGUCCAUAUUACAAUCAUAUCCACUCACAGUAAAACUAUUUUUUUCUUUUGUAGGAAAGCUUACAGAAGAUGGGGCAUACUGUGGAAGUUCCCUUGGCAAAACCUGCAGCUGAGCGGGUAUGAUUCACUAAUUUAUAGUUAUGGAUAGUUUGAUCAGUUUCAAAAUGUUACUUCCUAAAGCCUGGUUAAUUACACUAUUAAAGUUUCUGUGAUUACAGUAGGAACUUUGCAUAGGUUUAUUUUGAGGUUUGGAGGAAACUGAUUCAUUGUUUAACAGUAAUUCAGUUUGCUCAAAUAUUUCUUACAAAUCCUUCAAAACAUAUAAUUUGCCGAAAACAUUUGUACUGAGAUCACAGAAACGUUGUUAAUGUAAAUUAGUGAAAACCAUGAUGUUUAAUAUUUACCAGGAAAGUACCAUUAAUGGUAAAUAUUAAAUUAAACAUGGAUUUUUACCAAUUUACCAUAUGGGAAAUCUAUAACUCUUACGGCUUACCAUUAAUAUUGGUUAUAGAGUUUUUACAGUGAUAAUAUACAUGGUAAAUUUUUAAAAACCAUUCAAACCCAUUAAUGGAAUUUUUUCCUGUGCAUGUGUCACCAACACUACAUAUAUACCAAUUUAUAUGAUCAAUAUUGAAAAAGCUAGUUUUAUUCACCAAAAGCUAGUUUACGUGCAGCAAGUUUAACUUGAUAAAAUGUUAAUCAUAGAUUCAAAGAGUUGUUGCUUAUGAAGAAACUUCAAAAGACAUUGGCAAGUGGGAUGCAACAGUUCAGAAAAACAGACGUGUAAGUAGGAUAAUGUUUCUCUCACAAGCAAAACGUUGAAGAAACCAAACUUUCAUGCAUUUCUCAUUGUAGGCCGAGCAGUUGUCAUUCCCACUAGAUGCCUAUAAACCUGCAGAAAUGUCCACUACGACAUUGGCAACAACUUUCAAG